Rubroshorea leprosula is the source of this 1727-nucleotide messenger RNA. Lineage: Eukaryota; Viridiplantae; Streptophyta; Magnoliopsida; Malvales; Dipterocarpaceae. The record is from the annotation of a GenBank genome assembly.
CUGUUUCUCUCUCUUUGUUUCUCCGGCGACAUAGCGAACCCCGAAAAUCAAAGCUCCAAGCUUUCCGUUCCUUCGGCGGCGAUUAUGGCAAAUAACCCAAAUGAAGCCCCGGCGGAUGAUUUCUUUGAGCAAAUCCUGGGUUUGCCGAAUUUUGCUGCAGCUGAUACUGGCUUGGCGGGAGCUGAUGGCGGGUUAGCUGGGUCGGCUGCGGUUGGCGCGCCGAUGAUGCUGCAACUCGGUUCUGGAGAUGGGUCUGGUCACCUCGCCGGAAUUGGUGGUGGUGGUGGUGGUGGAGGAACCGCGUUUCAUGGACAGGUGUUUCCGUUGGGGCUGAGUUUGGACCAGGGGAAAGGUGGGUUCUUGAAGCCUGACGAGUCUUCUGGAAGCGGGAAGCGGUUUCGGGAUGAGGUCGUUGAUGGCAGAGCUUCUUCUGUGAAAAAUGUUUUCCACAGCCAACCAAUGCAAACAACAGUUGCUACAGCACCACAUCCACCUGCAAUGCGACCGAGGGUGCGGGCCCGACGAGGACAGGCUACAGAUCCACAUAGCAUUGCUGAGCGGUUGCGGAGAGAAAGGAUAGCUGAAAGAAUCAGAGCAUUGCAGGAACUUGUUCCUAGUGUCAACAAGACUGAUAGAGCAGUCAUGCUUGAUGAAAUUGUUGAUUAUGUGAAGUUCUUAAGGCUCCAAGUUAAGGUUUUAAGCAUGAGUAGAUUGGGCGGUGCUGGUGCAGUGGCGCCACUUGUUACGGACAUCCCACUAUCAUCAGUCGAGGAUGAAAGCAGUGAAGGAGGAAGAAAUCAACCAGCUUGGGAGAAGUGGUCAAAUGAUGGCACGGAGCGGCAAGUAGCCAAGCUCAUGGAAGAAAAUGUUGGGGCUGCCAUGCAAUUACUUCAAUCAAAGGCUCUUUGCAUCAUGCCAAUCUCACUUGCCACAGCAAUCUACCACACCCAGCCGCCGGAUACCUCAUCAAUUGUCAAGCCAGAAACAAACCAGCCAUCAUAGACAUGUGAAAAGGGUAUGCAUCCCACUCGCCCCCAGUGUCCCUACAUCUUACGUUGUCCACUCUAACAUCACAAAUAAGUUGUCUUCUCAGUUUUAAAUGCAAUCAAAGUCAGAUGCAAUAGUCUUUGCUUUUGCCAUUUUUCCCAGCCUUUUUUUUUUUUUUCAAAAUAGGGUUCGUUGUCAAUGCCUAGAAGAAUACAGGCAGGUCCUUUCAUUUCUUGAGAAGUCCAAUUAAAGAAGAUGAAUUGUCAAAGCUCACUUGAUAUGCUCUUCCUUUUUCUAUUUUGUACCACCGGUGGGGUUAGUGGACAAUGAUGCAGGCAACUUUUUUAGUGGGGCUCUGAUUUUUGGUAGUGCGUUGUGGGACAUCCUAAAAGGGCUAGAUUUUGUAUUUAAUAUAUAGCAAUGAUUCAGCUACAAUGUUUUUCCUUACAAUGUUUUAUACAAUGUAAUGUGGUAUCAAACAAGUGGAUAUGUAUCGACUCACACAUUCUACCUACUUUUAGUAUGAGGACUCAAAUUUUGAACCACUUGUUUAAUAUUAUGUUACAUUGUAAUAAACACUGUAACUAAAAGCAUUGUAGUCCAAUCAUUAUGGUAUACCAUAUGACAAAAUGUAGUGUAUUUUUAUUGCAGAAGAAAUGAAUAUAGAAGUAGUAGAAUGGAUAAUGGGUUGGCUUUGUUGGUGUAGUCUAAUGUAUAUUGAUGGUGCAUACUUGUUUAAA